Daphnia magna is the source of this 2610-nucleotide messenger RNA. RefSeq names its product galactosylgalactosylxylosylprotein 3-beta-glucuronosyltransferase P. The transcript has 7 exons. Lineage: Eukaryota; Metazoa; Arthropoda; Branchiopoda; Diplostraca; Daphniidae. The record is from RefSeq and is a predicted model, not a curated record. Gene Ontology annotation, cellular component: Golgi membrane. Gene Ontology annotation, biological process: carbohydrate metabolic process; chondroitin sulfate proteoglycan biosynthetic process. The coding region runs from base 637 to 1791 and encodes 384 amino acids. Gene Ontology annotation, molecular function: galactosylgalactosylxylosylprotein 3-beta-glucuronosyltransferase activity.
AUUAUUUUUUUUUGUAUAUAUAGACCACCGCCCCUCGUUCUCUCCCGUCGACGCAUGUACUCCGUUACGUUCUGAUACACUUUGACGUCCUAGCCCUUUCCACGUUUGAGCUCGGGUUCAUUCAGAAAUACUGCUCGACAUCACGCCAGUAGUGACCGCGCUCAUCGACGAUUCGGUUCGGUUUUGGUUUGGUGCUGCUGCUGUAAAACUGAUGUGGUAUUAGUGCAGUGCGCCCUUGUCUUGCUCUUGCAAUCUUGACUUCCGGUCUUUCAUAAAUUUUUCUUUUUCCGUCCCACUUUCUCAAUAGUGGAAAGAAGUCAUUCCGUUAAGAUCAAGACGCUUUCGUCACACGUUCAACUCAGAAAAAAGGACCACAAAAAAAAAGGGCAGCUGGCAGACGACGAUACCGCGUAGCAUUCGUGAACAGUAGACGCCGCAUGUGCAAGGAUCUAUAAAAAUAGAUUUGUUACGCCGACUCGUCGUUUCUUCUGUUGCUGGUUUUCCAUUACUUGAAGCGAAAAGAUUAUUUGGAUCGACGCGGUCGACCUACGCUAUCGUGUCGUCGUGAUUCCCGAUGCCUCCGCCAUCGUAACCAAUGUCAUCAAAUAGCCAGAAUCAUAGAGACAGAGGGUGAAGAUGGUAAGUCCACGAGCGCCGCUGUCAAAACUGACGGCUGGCCUCCUCUUCGUCAGCUUCCUCAUUUACCUAGUCAUCAUCAACCGAUUGGAAGUCGGCCAGUCUGGCCGUGUCGCCGAUCCGGCUUCCUUUAGCUCGCGAAUGUUAAUGAACCUCCCAUCAAGCGGCUCGGGUGACAGCAAUAAUUUUCACGACACCAUCUCGAAUUCGGGAGUCAUCACUGCCAUCGACAAUAUGGUCAACCAGAUCGGAGUGGCGGGAUCAGAUCUGACGGAAACGCGCGUCAAAGAUAUCAGCAACGAAAUUGCUAAACAGAUUGCUGAUUACGUCGUUCAGAGGCUCGGAAAAGCGGCCACCAUCAGCAACCCGUGCUCCAGCUGUUGGAAACAUGGCAAUGCCACCGAUUUACCCGUCAUCUACCUAGUUACACCGACUUACAGGAGGCCCGAACAAAUUCCCGAUUUGACACGACUGGCUCAGACACUCCUCAACGUGCCGGCCGUCCACUGGAUUGUGGUCGAAGACAACAGUGCCCUGUCACCGGCCAUAGCUUCCCUUCUUAAGCGUUAUGGAAUACCACACACGCAUCUCAAAGCUCAAAUGCCUGAAAAAUAUAAAAAAUCGAAGCUCAAACCUCGAGGGGUCGCCAACCGGAAUGCGGCGCUCGACUGGGUGCGCAGCAAUUGCAAAUCGGGCGUGGUUUACUUUGCGGACGACGAUAACACGUACGACAUCCGACUCUUCGAAGAGAUGCGGUUCACCAAGAAAGUGUCAAUGUGGCCGGUGGGUCUAGUGACCAAAGUUGGCUUGAGUUCGCCCGUCGUUAACGACAAAGGCGUCGUCGUCGAUUUUUUUGACGGAUGGAUGGCCAAUCGAAAGUUUCCCGUCGAUAUGGCUGGAUUCGCCGUCAGCGUGCAGCUCAUUCUAGAGAAAUCCGAUGUGUACAUGCCUUACGUUCCCGGUCACGAAGAGGAUGGCUUCUUGAAGAAACUCGAUGUCUCACCGGCGGAUAUCGAACCGAAAGCCAAUCGGUGCACUCAAAUUUUCGUUUGGCACACGCAGACCAAAUCCAAUACGCCAGCCAACAGGACAACAGCGACGGGGAAACGGUACAAGGGAACGAAUAUCGACACGCUUCAGGAAUGGAUCGUCUAACACUUGGCGUUUCAGUGUCGGCGCACAGCUAAAUGGCCGCUCGCAUGUUUGUUACAAAGUUACGAGGAAUAAUUGAUUUUAUAUAUACAUAUAUAUUUUUCACAACCCCACAAAGGUGAUCAGAAUUCAGAACAUCAUGACGAAGAGAAAAUGAAGGUUACGAGUGAGAAAAAUGUUGUGCGUGAUAUGCGGUUUGCAGACUCUUUCUGAAUCGCAAUAGCGGACCCCCCCUUCCCACUCCUUUAUCCUAUCAAAUCCGCAGAAGAAGCAAGCCAUUCGUCUUCCCACUGCUCUCUCAUUCUCUCUUUAUCGAUUCGUAUAUACGCUGUCGGCUCUCAUUCACUUAGCCGCAAUUUUUCUCGUUCCGCUGUUUUUCUUUUUCUCUCUCCGUACAUUCACCAUAUUCUAGAUUUCUAGAAGUUUAUCCGCUUGGGUUUCAAUUUUCUACUUUUUUUUCAACAACAAAAAGUUAAUUGAUCCUCUGGUUCCUUAUUGAAUAGCCUUUACAUCUUGUCUUUUUCCGUCUACUUAUGUAGCUCUCCGUCGUGUCCCCACAUUUUUUAAAAAAUAGAUUCCCUUGUCCCGUGCUGACGCAGUACAUUUCUCUCGUCUCUUUUGAUACAUGUCGGGAUAAAAAGUCUCUCGUUCGUCCCUCUUAUUCAGUGUGCCUAUACGUGUACAUAUUUCCCUAUGUGCAGUUAUGACAAUUUUGAGCUUCUUCUUUUUGAUAUGACAGUAUCUUACUUUUAGUCUUCUGUCUUUGCAUGAUACUGAAAUGUAUACAAAGGUGGAACUCGGAAAUUGACAAUUUAAAACAUA